AUGAAGAACUCCAAGAUCUUCGUGACAGUGGGGAACCAGGAGAAGAGAGAGUAUCCAUUGACAUUUUCAAAAUCCCAAGCCAUCGGAUCUUCAAGUUUCGAAAUACCUCAUUUCCUACAGGAUGUAAUGUGUGCAACCGAAGGUAAAGGGAUUGAUAUUGUCCUACGUUCCUUACGCGGCGAGGUACUUCACGCAUCAUGGCAACGCGUGGGACCCUUCGGCAAAAUGAUGGAAAUCGGCAAGAGAGAUCUAAUAGGUCAUGGACAAUUACGGAUGGAAAAGCCGCCGUCCUGGAAACUAGACGUUCGAAUGAGCAUAUACAGCAAUCUCGAGGUCUCCGCCUCCCUCGGAACACCAACAGCAGGCAACGAGUCGCUGAAGGCCUUUCUCUCCGCCGUUGCCGCCGACCCCUCAAUCCUGGCCGCCAGUUCAAGCCUCGACUUCCUCAGUCACGAGAUCGGAGCCUGUCUAUGUAGCUUUGUGCAGACGUCCGUCGAGGAACUGAGCGUCACGCGCUCCUUGGUGGCGAUGGGCAUCGACUCCCUGGUGGCCAUCGAAGUCCGCAACUGGUGGCGGCAGGCGCUUGUGGUGCUGGGGCUGGAGAUCACGGAGAUUAUAGGGUCGGAGAAUGUCGAAGCGUUGGGUAAGAUUGCCCUCGAGAGAUUGAAGGCCAAGCACAGUGCGCAGGCGAAGCAAGAUGAAGAAAUUGCGGACACGUAUCUUCUGAUGAAGGCGCCUUAG
Letharia columbiana is the source of this 741-nucleotide messenger RNA. RefSeq lists its product as uncharacterized. Gene Ontology annotation, molecular function: phosphopantetheine binding; fatty acid synthase activity. The record is from RefSeq and is a predicted model, not a curated record. The coding region runs from base 1 to 741 and encodes 246 amino acids. Gene Ontology annotation, biological process: fatty acid biosynthetic process; secondary metabolite biosynthetic process. The transcript has 2 exons. Lineage: Eukaryota; Fungi; Ascomycota; Lecanoromycetes; Lecanorales; Parmeliaceae.